UGAUAGGACAGUGUAAGAGCUGCCAUUGCUUCGGAUAGUAGCUGUUAAUUGUAUGGCAGAUUUCUUAUGCUAGUUACACAGACGGGACUAUUGCACUAAUAGUAUCAGUCCACAAUGAUACUGUGGUUGAUGCUAGCGUUGGCGGCCGGCACGUGCCAGGCCAUCCCAACCAACCGGCAAAUUACCCCAGAAACGCCCCUCGAUAGCUUAACCCUCGACGAGCUUGACCAACUACUAUCCGAAAAACUGGUGACGCUUCAAGUAGACCUCCUGAAGACCUACGAACAGCAAUUACGGGAACAUGAAGAGACUCUAGACCAUCUUCACCGGCAUCGUCGUGCGAUCAGUCUGCCCCCACGCCCCACCAUAGGCCAGGACGACUGGCACUCCUACGUCUACGACACUCGUCCAUCGAGGGAAAUUGCGUCGGUGACGGAUCUUGUUACCAUAAACUUCACAAAUGUACAUACUGUGGUGGACAUCUUUCCCGUGGCCCUUGAUAACAUUCACGCAAUCUACAAGCUCGACUCGGGUAAUGGCUACAUUCUCCAAGAUGACACGAUGCACUUGCUAACGGUCCGGAACCAGUGGACCAAGUCGCCUACUGGGUGUUCCUGUCCUGGCCAGGCUUCGGACACGAGAUGUGCCUGCUGCGCUCUUGGUAGUGUCCUCUGCCAAGUAUCGGCUAGUGGUGUAAGCAACACGUGCGUUGAAGAUUCUCAGAUAAACUCUCAUACAUGUUCUUCCCAAAGUCCAAGAUCUCUAGAGCUAGAUAAUGCUAUCGCAUUUGAAUACCACACCUACUCUGAGGGUGUGCAGCAAGUUGUCGUAAUUGCAAAAGGAGAAAAUAUUCACUUCUAUAGACUCGACAAGUGGGGUCUGCAAGACUUCCAUUCCUUGAAAGGUCACAACACUAUAAAUCUAGAUAGUCCUGUAACUCACCUAGGAUAUGGAGAAAUGUUUGUAGAACAAUUCGGUACAGUUACAAGAAAAAGAUACUUGUUCACUUUCGGCCUUGAUAGUAGCAGUAAGCGUUAUUACGAAAUAGUAACAAAUCCACAGGACUUUUCCAUAGAAACUGGACUUUCAAUGAUGUGGGAUACAACUGGAACAUCAAUGAAAGUUUGGCAAAAUGGUGGAAGAGUGAUCAUUGGAGUACAAGACGGUACUAACCUCAAUAUUCAUGAACUAACGAGUGACCGUUGGGGUAGACAGCAAAUAUCGCUGCAACAGGUGUUGAGCCUCCCAGCAGGAGUGACCUCCUGGAGGAGUUAUGCAACAGGCUUUGAAAACUUCCUAAUAGCCACGACCCCUACCUUUGCCCGCGUUUAUAUGGAGAGUAGGGGAGAGUACCAAAUUCUCCAGAACUUGCUGCCUACUGGUAGUAUUGCAAGUUUCAAAGAAAUGGUGCCUGUAACUCUUCCAUCCUGUAAAGAUGAGGUGAUGUUAGUUACCGGAUCAGGAACGAGUUUGCAAAUCUUUGUUUGGGAUGGAACAACAGGACUUUAUACCCUGGCAAAUGACACUUCUCUGGCAGUUGAUAUAACUGACUGGACCAAAGGCUUUGGUGAUGUAAGGUCGAUUAGUACAGCUGUUCCCAAAUUAAUUCUACAAUCGACGACGGGUGUAGUUGGCAUUAAUGUUCUUGCAGAGAUGCAACAUAUCGAAGAUCCUGUGUGGGAUGAAAGUGUUGCCUUAAAGAACAGAAAGCAGUACUUGGAGAACGAAUAUAGAAGCCAGAGGGAAGUAAUGCUUGAUAUAGAAGACAGAUUAAAUCAUUCUGUAGACACUACUACAGCAACAGUUGACAUAACUGGAGAUGUUACCAUUUUGGGUGGCAUAAACCUUGAUAAGACCCUAACAGUUACCGACUUCAGUGCAAACAACCUUGUUUUCCCCAACACCGAUCUUACUGGAAUAAGUUAUGAUGGAUACAAAGCUCACCUUGAAAAUAUUGCAAAUAGCUCUGCAUGGCUACAGAGUAUUGAUAAUACCUUGACAUCAAUUGAACUGGAAUUACAAGAUGCUGUUAGUCUGACCACUACCAAGAAGAUAGAUGGAAGAAAGGUAAUUGUGGAUGGAUUAACAGUGCAAGAUAUGAAUGUUGACAGUGCAGUUUUCCAAAAGGUAUUGGAUGACAAUGGUAAUGCCUUCCCUCUAACUUCAAGACUCGAAGGACUAGUCAAGUUUGCUGAUCUACGCAAAAUAACUGGUAAGAAGACCUUCACGACAAGCCUUGAUGUUACAAACCUUGAAACGAGUGCACUUGAUGAUAUUCCUGUAAGUGAUGUUGCAACUACAACAGGAAGUUAUGCAGUAACUGGAAAUGUAAACUUUGCCAGCACCCUACAAGCUAAAAAUGUUCAUCUACCAAAAGAUGGCACUGUUGGUGGGGUUGACUUGACAAAUGCCAUUACCUUGAAUGGCCCAGGAAAAUUAGGUUCUACUGUCUUCAACAAGAACUUAACAGUUCUUGAUAACCUACAAGUAGAUUCUACUGAUGUGGAUGGUGUAAUCAUUGAGCAGCUAUACAGAAAUGCACUAACAAAAGCAGGUGGAAAAUUGAAGGGACCACUUGAGUUCACAAACGAUGUGACUGCAAAGUCUCUAACGGCUAGCCUGCUAUCUGGUGUUAGUUCACCUAUUUUCUUGUCCACAACUGUAUUCAAGGAUCAAGAUGUUAAAUUGACAGGCAAGAUAAGGGUUCCAACCCUUACAGCCAAAGGCUUGUAUGUGAGAGACAUGGUAAAUGGCAAAGAUUUCCCAUCCGAUUUCCCUCUUAAAACUGAUAAAACCUUGAACCUGGGCACCAAAUCCUUCAAUCAUUUGACUUGUGUUGAUCUUACAGUUGAAAAUAGUCUUACUGUGGAUGGUAUCCAGUUUGAUAAACUGGUUACCCUUCAUAGACCUCAAGUUAUUGUAGGAAGAAAAACUCUCACGGAAGGUGUUGAUAUUCAAGGCAGUCUGAACGUUGCUAGCAGCUUGGUUGCAGGUGUAAACUUUGAUGACCUUUAUGCAAACCUUACAGCUAUUCAGAACCCAAUGGGUAAAGGAUUCGACAUUUACUUCAAGAACUAUGUCCAUCUUCCAACUGUGGACUACAAAGGUAAUAUGAACAACUUGAAUAUUGUCGAUCUCGGCAGAGAUAUAAUCUACAGCACCGACAGUGCAGCAGCAAUUUCAGGCACAAAGAGCUUUAACCUUCCUGUGAGUAUAUCCCAUGCAACAUUUGAUAGUACAUUCAAUGGCAAGAGUUUUGAUGACCUUGUACAUAGUUUUUCGACUAAACCAAUAGCUGGAGUGAAGACUUUCAAGAAGCCUGUUACCUUCUCCUCUACAGUAGAUGUAACUGGGCUUGUUGAUAGAGUAGACUUGAAGCAACUCUUUGACUCUGCAUUGUACCUGGACAAGGCAGGACAAGUGGUAACAGGAAGGAAGACUUUCACUGGUACAGUAUCUGCUGGAGAACUAGAUGUUCAGGGCCGAGUCUCUGGUGUGGACUUCAACACUAUUCUUGCCAAAUCUGGAGACCAAGUCUUCACUGUGCCACAGAAAUUGGCAGCCGCAUCCUUUGGUGCUCUAGAUGCUAACCAAAUAGACAUGUCAGAUGGAUUCACAAUGAAUGAUAUCGAUAUUUCUGUGCUGGACAGCACUCGCAUGAGCCGUAAGAAUCCUACCCCCCACUCGGGUGUUCUAACUGUAAAUGGAAUGGUAUCUGUCCUUGGCUCACUUGAUGCAGUAAACAUUGGCGGGCAUAAUGUUGCACAGUUGAAGAGCAACAUCGUCACCGAUGAUGCAGACUCGAUUAUAUCGUCAGAUCUGAGCUUUGCAAGCUUAACUGUGAAGGACUCUGUCAGUACUGCUAACAAGGUUGGUGCUAAUGGCCAGAAUAUAAGCAGAAUCAACGAGAAUGCAGAGCCAUGA
Molecule: messenger RNA, 3924 nt
Organism: Penaeus vannamei (Pacific white shrimp)
Lineage: Eukaryota; Metazoa; Arthropoda; Malacostraca; Decapoda; Penaeidae
Cellular component (GO): cell surface
Molecular function (GO): heparin binding
Source: RefSeq, a predicted model, not a curated record